AUGACCACAAAUAGUGUGGGAUCCGAAAAAACCUCUGUACAAGUAGCACUUCGCAUAAGACCCAUAACAAAUGAAGAUGUAGCGCAUUUACCAACAAGGUUACAACGACAAGUCAUUACGGCAACACCUACUGCCCCUAAUACGGUGGUAGUUCAAUCAGACAAAAAAUUAUCUUUUAAUUACGAUCAUGUGUUUGGACCUGAUUCAUCACAACAAGAAGUAUAUGACAAGGCUGUAAUAAAUUUAGUUGAAAAUUUUUUAGAGGGUUAUAAUGUAACAAUAUUGGCAUAUGGACAGACGUCUUCAGGUAAAACACACACAAUGGGCACUGCAGAUAAUAAUUCAAUACCACCAGAAUCAAAAGGUAUAAUCCCACGUGCGAUGGAUACCCUUUUCAAUUUCUUGAACUCUCCUAAUUAUAAAACUAGAAGGUUUUCAUUAAAGGUAUCAUUUGUGGAGCUUUACAAUGAAGAUUUAAUAGAUCUUCUUGGUGAAGGACAUGGCGAUCUUAGACCUCAAGUGAUGAUUCGUGAAGAUGCUAAAGGUAAUAUACUUUGGAGCGGUUUACAAGAAAUAAGGGUAAACAGCGUUGAAGAAGUGAUGAGUUAUCUAGCUCAUGGCUCAUUAAACAGACAAGUUGGUGCAACUGACAUGAAUUCACAAUCAUCAAGGUCGCAUGCUAUUUUUUCAGUUACUAUGGUACAACAGAAAGCUAGUUUGUCAGCUGCAGGUCAAAGUUUACGGCCUGGUACACCUUCCAAACUUGAAUCAAAAUUCGGUGCUCGUCAGGCGUCAAACACAAAUUUAAGACUAAGUCGUAGAUUUGAUGAGGGUGAACUUAUCACUGUUACAAGCAAAUUUCAUUUUGUUGAUUUAGCUGGUAGUGAAAGGUUAAAACGAACCUCCGCUCUUAAUGAGCGUGCUAAAGAAGGUAUAUCAAUCAAUUCUGGUUUGCUUGCAUUGGGUAAUGUGAUUUCAGCUUUAGGUGAUCCAAACAAAGCGAAACAUACAACUCAUAUUCCAUACAGAGACUCAAAACUCACCAGAUUAUUGCAAGAUUCUCUUGGUGGUAAUGCACAAACCUUAAUGAUUGCUUGUGUAUCAUCUGCUGAAUAUAAUCUUAAUGAGACAAUUAACACAUUAAAAUAUGCUAAUAGAGCACGUAAUAUCAAAAAUAAUGCUGUUUUGAAUCAAGAAGAAAUUGGCUGGAAUGAUUUAGAACAUUUACAAUCUCUUGUUUUGAAAUUAAGAAUUGAAAUAAAAAAUCUAAAAUCUGGUUCUAAUAGCAACAAUGGUUCUAAUAAUAGUUCUGGUAGAAAUACUCCCACUCACAAUGAAAAGGAUGGUUCUACCGGCUUACAACCCCCUCAACUAAAGCGUCUUAAUUCUUCUCUUUCAAUAAAUUCAAAUGGUAGCGGUAGUUUGACUUACCAUAAAAGUGAUAAAGAUGUUGAUGCUUUAGAAGAAAAACUUUCCCUAUUACAAAGUUCCUACGUUGAAUUAUCUCAGAGAUAUGCGAAACAAUCUGCAGCGCUUGCUUUACAUCAAGACAACACCGAUAACGUGGAUGGAAAUCCUCGUCAACUUUCAUCAGAGGAAAAGGAAAGUAUUUUAAAACAAGCAGCUGCAAGUUUUCAAGAAGCUGUUGAACCGGUCAUUGAAGAAUAUGAAAAAUCAACAUCCGCUUUGGAAAGCAAACUUGCUGUGGCACACGCAGCUUUGAAUCACACAGAAAAUAUGAUGAAUGAUCAAGAAAUGAGAAUCGAGAUUGCUGAACAAGCUAACGAACAAAGCAAGAACCAAAUAAAUGAUUUGAAAAACAAGAUUUCUCAGUUUUGUGAACGUUACAUUCAUGAACUUGAAACACGUUUGGCUUCAAGCGAGGAGGAACUAAAGAAAUUUGUAAAGAAUGUCGAAAAACUUGAAAAGCAUCUACAACAAAGAGAACAACAAUGCACAGAAUUGGAGAUCAGGUUAAAGGAUUCUACUUCAGAGGAAGAAAAGAAAUCAUUAUUAAAUCAAAUUAAUGAUCGUGAUGGUAGAAUCGCUCAACUUGAGGAAAAGGUUGAUGAUCUUGCUCGUGAAUUAGAUUUGUUGAAGCGACAAAGCGAACAAAAGGUUGAUGAUCUUUCUCACGAAUUAAAUGUGUUGAAGCAACAAAGCGAACAAAAAGAAAACAUAAAUGAUCAAAUUUCACAAGAAAUAACCACGUCAGGUUUAUCUCCGGCAUCAGAAGAUGAUAGAUUAUAUCAUUUUUCACCAAUUCUAGGAAAAAUGUCAUUGAAAGAUGAACAAGAUCGGAUCCUUGACGAUCUCAAAUCUACCACACCAUCAACUCCAGCUACUCCAAUGACGCCCUACAGUAUUCAUGGUGGUCAAAACCCUAUAAGAAUGUCUCUUCCCCCGAUAAAUUUAAGUGAAAUUAAAGAUAACAGCGAGCCUAAACAUGGUUUACACCGUAAAACACAAUCAUUAUCAAAUGAGAUGAAAGAGUUUGAGCAAUAUGACGCCACCCACCUUUCCAUGAUUCAACGUUUACAAAAUGAGCUCAAGCAGCUCGAAUCACUAAAUGAAGAUAAAGGUUCUGGCCUGGAAGCUGUUAAACAAGAAUUUGCUCGUUUAGAAAUGAAUCAUCGCCAAACACUUGAAACUGUUGAAGAACUUCGCGAAGAAAUAAAAAGACGUGAUGCAAUUGCGCAAUCAGAAGCAUCAUCAGUCAUCACUUCAGAAAGUAAUAGUAAGAAUAAUAAUUCUGCCAUAUCUUCCGAGCUUGAUGAACUUGAUAUUAUUAGUAGGAAUCGUGAAGAGGCUGAACAAAAAAUAGAGCUUAUAAGUGAAUUGGAACGUGUAAAGAAAGAUUAUGGUUUACAAGAGCAACUUGUAAUUUCUCUUGAAAAGGAAUUGAACAUGAUGAGACAAGAAUUAAAAAAGGAAGUAGAAGAAAUUAACGAGAAAAAUACAAACGAGCUUGAAUCAUUGAAAAAAUCGUUGGAGAAUGCAUUGAAACAGCGAGAUGAAGAACAAAAAAAUGUUAACAAAUUAGAAAUCGAAAUUAAGACAUUGAAGGAAUUUGAUUCAAACGAUGACGAAAGUUUAAAUGAGCUUAGGGAACAAUUAAUCAACUCAACAUUAGAAAACGAGGAAAAAAAUAAAUUGAUAACGGAGCUUAAUAAUCAAUUAACAAAUGCUGAAAAGGAACAUGAACUUAAAAUCCAACAAGUGAAUGAACUAACAAGAGCCCUUGAGAACAAAGAGCUAGAAUAUAAAGAAAUCAUUGAAUCGUUACAUUCUAAGAUCAUGAAUUUAGAAUCUCAGCUUGAAGAAUUAAAAAAAUCAUCGCAAACUGGUCAAAAUAACAUUUCUAAUCUUGGAAAUCAAUUAGCUAAGGCAGAAACUCAACUUGAAGAAUUUAAAGAAUCAGAAGGAAAUAAAAAAUAUAUAGCGAAUGAUCUUGAAGAAAAAUUAAAGGAAGUAAAUAUUGCUUUAAGCGAGAAAGAAAAAUUACUUUCAACUAAAGAUUCACAAAUUGCCGAGCUGGAAUCCAUUGUUCAAAAAAAUAGAUUGGAACAUGAAAAUGCAAAAUUAUCUGAAACUGCUCAAGCCGAUUUAGUUAAAGACCUUCAAUCACAACUUGGCGAGUUGGAGAAAAAAUUAGAAGACAAUAAAAAUUCAUCUUCCUCUGAAUUGAUAGCAUCCAAAGAGUCUGCAGCGAAGAAUGCAAAACUUGUUGAAGAGUUAGAAGCCAAGUUAGAAUUUUUGGAAAAAGAAUUGCCUACAACUGUGAAAACAGGUAUUGACUCGGUAACUUUGACGAGCGCAGAAUUAGAAGAAAUCAAGCGUUUAGAAGUUACUCAAGAGGCUUUAAUUAAAGACUUGAAAACUGAACUGGAAGAAAAACAAGAUUCUUUGAGUAAAUUAGAAGAAACAGUCCAACAAAUUAAUGGAGAACUUGAAAGUGUUAGAACGUCUGAAAAUAAUAAAUCUGAAUUUAUAAACACUUUGGAAAUGAAGUUAAAAGAAGCUGAAAAUAAUUACAGUACGGAAACUUUGAAAUUGAAAGAUGCUAAAGAUGAAAUAGAGGAUCUUAAGAGGCAGUGUAAAACAUUAGAAAAUCAACUUUGUGUUUUCCAAAAAGAUAAUGAUGAAACUGUUGAUGAUAAUGCUGUGGUUGAAGAUCUUACAAAUCAACUUAAAAAAGCACAUGAUGAAAUUAAAGAAUAUCAAGACCAUCUAAAAGAAUUAGAAAAUAUUUCUAAACAAGUUGAGGCUGAUAAAAAUAAUCAGAUUGACGUAAAUGUAGAUCUUACACACCAAAUUAAGAACCUUCAAAAAGAACUUGAACGUAUGGCAGAAGAACUCACCGAAUCCACAACAGAAAAUGAAAGCAUUAAGACGCUUUCACAAAAACAAAAAGAUCCAAAUGAGGAUUUAAGACAAAAGAAUAACGAACUUGGUGAAACAAUAAAGGUUUCAGAAGAGAGAGUAGUAUUACUAACAGAAAACGUUAAAAUCCUAGAAAGUGAAGUUGAACGAUUAAAAUCUGUUGGAUCUAAAGGUUUUACUGCUGUAAGCGUUGAUGAAUUAAAAAGUAAAAUAAGUGAGCUUGAGGCUGAAAAAGAAGGAUUGGAGGAAGCUAAUAAAGCAUUCUGUGAAGAGCGUAAGAAGCUCGAUCAAAAAAUAGAUUCAUUAUUGAAACAGUUACAAACAGCAGGGCGUGAAGGUAAUAAAGGAGCAGCACAAUUAUCAGAAUUACAUGCUAGGCUGACAGAAAUUGACCAAGAAUAUAAUAAUUAUAAACAAAAGUCUAUAACUGAUAUUCAAGAGAUGGAGUCAGAGAUUACAAGAUUAAUUGAUGUAAAUCAACAACUUGAAAAAGAAUUAAGUAAAAUAAAUUCAAACAUACUAACCCCAGAUAAUGUAUCGAUCAAGUCAAGAAGCAGCGUGACAUCAUUUGAUGUUGUACCACCUUCACCUGGUGCAUCCCGAGCCAAUAAUUUAGAUAGCACAGCUAAAACCAAACUUAAUCGACAAGAAAAUAAGAUCAUACAACAAAGCAAUAUUAUUAAAGUUCUUCAAGAUAAAGUUAUGGAACUUGAACGUAGAUUAGUAGAGGAAACUUCUCGUCGUAGAAGACCUUCAAAUGCCAGUGGAAUCUCUGUAACAGAUGUUGAUAAUUCAAGAUUAUCCACCAUGUCCACAGUAUCUAAUAAUUCUUCUUCAGACGCACUAAAGAAAGUACGACCUGGCAUGAUAGCGACACCACCAAAUUCAUCGCGACCUGAUUCUAAUACAGAGGUUACAGUAGAAAUUCAAAAAUUACAAAAGAAAUUAGCCAGAUUAGAGGGGGAUAAUCUUCAAAGUCGUCAUUUGGUUGCAACUCUAGAAAAUUCACUAACAGAAAACGAAGACGAGUUACGUGUUGCUAAGCAACAAUUACAAUUUUUACAAAAAGAAAAGACAGAACUUUUAGAUCAAAUUAAAGCAUUGAGAUCACAGUUGGAUGAAACAACGGCCCAAUUUGAACACGCCAAAUCAUCGGUGUACGAAGAAAAGAAGGAUAUCGAAAAGGUGUUGGAAGUAGAGCGAAAAGCCAAAGAAAAUGCCGAGAAAGCGAGAAGGCAACUUGAAAGUCGGAUGGAAGAACUCAUGGCCAAGAAAAGCAAGUUCAUGUGCUUUUAA
This is a messenger RNA of Entrophospora candida, 5679 nucleotides long. Lineage: Eukaryota; Fungi; Glomeromycota; Glomeromycetes; Entrophosporales; Entrophosporaceae. The record is from the annotation of a GenBank genome assembly.